Brachypodium distachyon (stiff brome) is the source of this 2319-nucleotide messenger RNA. RefSeq names its product acyclic sesquiterpene synthase. Lineage: Eukaryota; Viridiplantae; Streptophyta; Magnoliopsida; Poales; Poaceae. The transcript is spliced from 11 exons. Gene Ontology annotation, molecular function: magnesium ion binding; terpene synthase activity. Gene Ontology annotation, biological process: diterpenoid biosynthetic process. Bases 108 to 2075 code for a protein of 655 amino acids. The record is from RefSeq and is a predicted model, not a curated record.
UCGAUGGAAUCCUCGACCACACUUGAAAACUCACUCACCAGUUCGAAUUCCUGGCGCUACCUAGUAACCUCAUCCUGUUCUGCUUCUGCCCAUCGACCACGACCGACAUGCAUAUCGAUCCUGCGAUGGCGGGCAGAGUCCUGAAGCUGCCGCACACUUCUUCUCUCGCGCCGGCAAACGCUCGCUCCUCCUCCGGCAGCCCACCGUGCGGUCUACCAUGCGGCCGGGUGCUGCCGGUGCGACCGGGCAGAGCUAAUUCCUGGCCUGCCGUGGCGACAGCAGUCAGUAAGAGCAGGCCGCAAGUUGGAGAAAAUGCUGCAAUCAGCCUGCAAAACCUGGUAUACAUGGAUGGAGCUCUCGCAGUCUCGUUAGGAUUAGUGAAUGGCACGGGUCAGAGGAAACCCGAACAGUGGCCCUCUUCCCACGACGACACGGCAGAGGUGGCUACGGCGGAGCCGCCCUUGCCGGGCUCCCACGAGGUUCGUCCGUGCUUCCCAACGUAUCCGCCGAGAAAUAUGCACCGCCAGCUUUCUACGGUGGAUGUGCUCGAGAAGAUUGGAAUAUCUCGGCAUUUUGCUGUCGAGAUAAAGAGUAUCCUGGACGUGACAUACAGCUGCUGGCUACAGAGGGACGAGGAGAUCGUGCUGGAUCUGGAGACAUGUGCCAUGGCGUUUCGCAUCCUACGGAUGAACGGAUAUGACGUCUCAUCUGAUGACCUGUCUCAUGUUUCUGAAGCCUCCAGUGAUUUCAGUGACACGGUGUCUUUGUUGGAAUUAUACAAGGCUUCACAAGUUAGCAUUUCUGAAGAUGAGCUGAUUCUAGACAGUAUAGGAUCCUGGACAGGCUGCCUGCUGAAAGAACAGCUGAGCUCUAGUCCGGUGCAAAGAACUCCACUCUUCAGAGAGGUACAACAUGCUCUUGAUAGCCCCUUCUACACCACGCUGGACCGUCUAGAGCAUAAGAGGAACAUCGAACAGUUUGAUGCUAUGGAGCAUCAGAUGCUAAAAACACCAUACUCGCCUGGCCAAACAAGCCAGCAGGAUCUUGUAGCUCUGGGCGCCAUGGAUUUCAGCAGGAUCCAAUCCGUUUACCAGCGCGAACUCCAGCAUCUCGACAGCUGGGUGAAAGAGAGCAGGCUGGACCAGCUGCCGUUCGCGCGGCAGAAGCUGGCCUACUUCUACCUCUCCGCCGCCGGCACCAUGUUCCCGCCGGAGCUCUCCGACGCCCGCGUCGUAUGGGCCAAGAACGGCGUGCUCACCACGGUCGUCGACGACUUCUUCGACGUCGCCGGGUCGAAACAAGAGCUCGAAAACCUCGCCGCGUUAGUCGAGACUUGGGACGAGCACGAGGAAACCGCCGGCGGGUGCUGCUGCUCCUCGGAGCACGUCGAGAUCUUGUUCUCGGCGAUCUACGGCUCCGUGAACGAGCUCGGAGCCAAGGCAUCCGCGGCGCAGGGCCGCGACGUCACCGGGCACCUAGUAGAAAUCUGGCAGGAGCUGCUGAGGUCGAUGAUGACCGAGGUGGAGUGGAAGGAGAGCGGGCACGUGCCGACGGCGGAGGAGUACAUGGGCAACGCGGUCGUGACAUUCACUCUGGGCCCUAUCGUGCUCCCGGCCCUGUACUUCGCCGGGCCCAAGAUUGCGGAGUCCGUCGUAACCGGCCCGGAGUACAACGAGCUGUUCCGGCUCAUGAGCACCUGCGGCCGUCUCCUCAACGACGUGCAGACCUACGAGAGGGAGUACGUGGAGGGGAAGCUGAACAGCGUGUCGCUGCUGGUGCUUCGGAGCGGCGGCUCCAUGACGAUAGAGGAGGCGAGGAGGGAGAUGCAGGGGCCAAUAGACGCGUGCAGGAGAGACCUGCUGAGGUUGGUCCUCAGGGAGGACAGCGCCGUGCCCCGGCCCUGCAGGGAGCUGUUCUGGGACAUGUGCAAGACGUGCUAUUUUUUCUACUCCGGGAGCGACGCCUUCAGCUCGCCGGACCAGAAGGCCGGCGCCGUGGACGCCUUGAUCCAUUUGCCCCUUCAGCUCGCCAGCGGGAAUCUGCUCUCCGGUCUCGAUUUUUCUGAUUCCUUGUGAGUUGUCACCGUAGCUAGAGGAGGGGAUAAUUUCUAGAAGAUGGAGCAUUGUCUCGUGCGUCAUGUCUACAGUGAGUGUCAUUACGCGCACGGUGUAAUCCUGAGCAAAGAUGCCUCCGUAGUACAGUACUUACUGUAAUCUCGCAACCUCGUUUGUUCCGUCAUCAGUUUAGUUGAGCAGCAGCAGGCCCGCACCCGCCGGCCGCUCCACUGUCCACAGAGAACAAAAUUGUUUAUUGCGUUUA